UAUUUCUCACCAAUGUUAUAUAAAACGCACAUCAUGCUCGUAUAUACAUAUUUCCUCGCCAGUGAACACUAAUACUACGUCUCCGGUAUUGCAUCGUUUGAAAGUAAAAGUAGGUGGAACUCGUACAACCACGAUAGGCGCAGUUGCUGGCGCGACCUGUUUGGUGCGCUCUUGUGAGUCAAGCAAUAUUAUUUUGUAGAAGAUUAUUUCUAGUGGUGCAGUACUAAAAAUGAUUAUUCUGUAUUUAAUCGUCGUUAUAGUAAUGGUAGGUAUGGUUGUUGGCUUGUAUCAGAAAAACACCAAUAUAAUAUGCAAAUCUAAAAAGAGACUUGAUGGAAAAACUACCAUAGUUACUGGAGGAACAUCAGGAAUGGGUCUUCGAAUUGCAACGGAUUUCGCUGAUAGAGGAGCUCGAGUGAUCGUAGCUUGUCCAUUUGUCGAUGAAGGAACUCGUGGUAGGAAAUUUAUCGUCGACAAAACUGGCAACGAAGAAGUUAUUUUUAAACUUCUAGACCUGGCAUCUACUGCAUCGAUACGUAAAUUUUCCGAGGAUGUGAUUAAAACUGAAAAAAGACUGGACAUUUUGAUUAACAAUGCAGGUGUUGGUAACGUCGAAGAUUUUGCUACUAAAGAUGGACUGAAUUUCACAAUGCAAGUGAAUUAUUUUGGACAAUAUUUAUUAACGCUAUUAUUGCUGCCCUUAUUAAGAAAGACGGGAAACAGCUUGGAACCUUCUAGAAUUGUGAAUACAGCGUCAAUUUUGCACAACAUAGGUAGCGUUAAUUUCGAGAAAAUAAAUUGUCCAAAUUAUUGGUAUCCAAUACAAUUGUACGCGAAUAGCAAACUUUGUUUGAUAUUAUUUACUCGUGAAUUAGCAAAGAGGUUGAAAGAUUUAAAAGAAUUUAAUGUUAAAGUUAAUUCUGUGGAUCCAGGUGCUGUUGGUACCACAAUUUUUAAUACGACAGGAAAGUACUACGGUGGUUUUAUAACAUUUUUAUUCUCAGUGCUGUUUAAGACACCUUGGGAGGGCGCGCAAACCGCAAUCCAUGUGGCAUUAGAUAAGAAGGCUAGUCUCGUAAGUGGAGAACUUUUUAAGAAUUGCAAAUUAUCUCGGGCUAAAGAGACUGCGUAUGAUGAUGAUUUGGCUUGUUCACUUUGGGAAGAAUCUCGAAAACUUAUUGGUUUAUGUGUGGACGAAUAUGAACAAUGUUUCCAAGUCUUAAAAUAAUUGGUUCCGGUUUUCCAUUUAACUUUCGAACAAAAAUAAAUCAUAAAUUCGUUAUGAACGUA
This is a messenger RNA of Vanessa tameamea, 1290 nucleotides long. RefSeq names its product retinol dehydrogenase 11-like. Bases 230 to 1228 code for a protein of 332 amino acids. The transcript has a single exon. Lineage: Eukaryota; Metazoa; Arthropoda; Insecta; Lepidoptera; Nymphalidae. The record is from RefSeq and is a predicted model, not a curated record.